GAGGAAAAAUACCACUGUCCUUUUAAUUAGUGCGCGCGUAGUUUUUUCUAGUGUUCGAUAGACAUAGUUUACCAUAGUAAUUUGUCAGUAUUUUUACCCUGGUUGUUUAAUACACCAUAAUCUCCAUCCGGGGACAUAAAUGGCACAGAAUAAACUCUCACCUUGAAUGUGGCACAUAUUCGGAUGGUGUUAUGCUAUUCAAAUCCAAUAUGAUUAUACUUCUUGUUGUGUUCGUGCUUACGUUUACUAGUAUUUCUUCAUUUGAUGCAAGCUCUAGCAGCAAUGUUUGCGAUUCACAACAGAAACUAUUCGACCCCAUUAUCAAGAGCGGAAAAGCUUUGGAAGUAUUCUACUUCGUCAAUGAUACAAAAGAAACGAUUCAGUUGACAUGGGCAGGUGAAAACAGUGGGGUUUUAAUACUAGUGACGAUGACUGAGGGGGAGUCUGGCCCUGGACUAACAUCCGACAUAUAUCGUAGUGACAACAACGGUAAAACGUUCACAAAAAUUACGCAGCAGUUAGGUGAGAGUAUUUACAUCCGGAGAGAAAAUGGCCUUCAGCGUCAUCAGAAUCAGAGAGAUUCAAAAGAACUAUUUGUGAUAUGUUAUGAUGUGGAAAAUAUGACCAGGUCUAUGAUUUUUGUUACUGAAGAUGGAGGUUCUACUUGGGAAAGGUCUAGUGUACCAUUUGUCUUAAGUGGUCAGCUGCGUUUUUAUCCACGUGAAAGACUCUCUCCAUGGGUUUUAACUUUAGAAGAAAAAACCUCGAUUUUAUAUCUGUCACUUGAUAACGGUAAAACAUGGAAAAACAUUCACGAUAAUGUUGUGGAUUACUUUUGGUCUGUUUAUGAAAUAGAUCCAGGAGAAACAGUGUACAUACUUUAUCAUCCACAAUCCAGUAAAAAUGCAAGUGAAAGGCACAUACUAGCAAAAUCUUCUGAUUUUGGAUUAACUUGGACUGAACUUUUGAAGGAUGUUAUAAGAGUAUGGGCCCCACGUGGAGUUAAAGUUGAUAUCCCCAGACCUCAUGAUAAAAGUAGUAUUUCUUUUGAUUUGGAGACAAAGCAAGACUAUGAAACGAUAAAACUAGGACACUUUCUCUACGCAUCACACUUUUCAGAUACCAAAAACCAAACUGUACAGCUUAGUGUGUCAACUGAUGGUGGUCGGACAUUCAAUAAAGCCCAUUUGCCGACUAUACAAGCAGAAAGGUUUUAUUCAGUUUUGGAAGUUGAAGAUGAUUCAGCGUUUGUUCAUGUGGAUGCACCUAAUGACACUGGUUAUGGAGCAUUAUUUAUAUCCGAUAUCAGUGGUGCAAUAUUUAGUGAAUCACUACGACAUCAUUUAUACCCAAAUCAUGCACCUGUGACAGAUUUCUAUCGUGUAGCAUCAAUGCGUGGUACAUAUUUGGCUACACGUUUAAAUCCAGAUCGUACAUUGUAUACAGUGAUUACACAUGAUCGUGGUGCAAGUUGGCAUCCUUUAGGAACACCGAUUAAUGUUCAAGAUACUUGUCAAAGUAAACCAGCAACAUCAACGACAUCGUCAACAACGACAACAACCACAGAUGCGACGGCAGAGGCAACAAUAACAGAGACUACAUUUAAUGAUGCUACUAUGUCUACUGUCAAGGUCAAUAAUCAUAAUAAUAUUACGAUGAGUAAUGUAGGUAGUGAAUACAUCAGUGAUGUAAUCAGUACAUCUGAUAACUCUUUGAGUUCGACAACAAAUAAUCCUUCAAGAGAUCCUGUACAGACAAAUAUUGAGAAUUCUACUCCAAGUGAAAUAUGGAGACCUGAUCCAAAUAUGAGUGAUUUAUUGUCUACAGACCCAUCAUCAGUAAAGGUUUGUGGUUUACAAAUAAGCAAUCAAUUCAGCAUUAAAAAUCGUGUUAUCGCUUCUCCACCAUUGUCAAUAGCCGCAGCACCGGGACUGAUAUUAGCUCAUGGACAUGUGGCAACACAUUUGAAAAAUACACCAGCCGAUGUAUUUGUCAGUUCUGAUGGUGGAUAUACAUGGCUUAAAGCACUUGAUGGACCACAUCAUUAUCAAAUAGCUAAUCGUGGAGGUUUAAUUGUAGCUGUCCCAGCUGAAACUCUAUGGCCAGAUGUAUUACGUUUUAGUACAGAUGAAGGUAAAUGUUGGCAUACUAUUCCUUUACGUACUGGACAAUGGAGUAUUAAUGAAUCAAAUCGAUAUCAAGUUAACAGUAAUGAAGAUGAUUCAAUGAAAAGUCAAACUCAUCAUGAUGAUAUGUUGGAUGAUAGUGAAGAAUCUCUGGAUAAGAUUAAAUCAGCUUCAGUGAAAGUAACAGAUAUACCUUCUUCAACUGAAGGACAAAGAAUUGUCUUUGAUAAAAAUACAAUUCCUACUACCACUGGAUCAAGUUCGGAUGCUGUCCCUCAUACAACGACCACCAUAACUACUAUUACUACUUCUACUACUGUUAAUGCCAGUACAGUAAACAAUAUCAAUAAUGGUACUAAUAAUAUUUCACCUAUGAGCAGUACUAUGUCGUCACCUAUAAAUCAAAUGCAUGCAGACAGUCAUCAUCAAUUUCAAACCAAUGAUGAUAAAUGGUCAUCUGCAUCAUCAUCAUCAUCAUCCCAGAGAACUGAUGAAAUAGUUGUGUUUACUGGAUUAGUUACAGAACCUGGUGGUCGAGCUAUGGCUGCUGCUGUGUACGGUUAUGGUACAGCUACACAAAGAUGGAGAGUAGCAGUAGUUGAUUUUCGAACAAAUGGAAUGAUCAAACGAAAAUGCACAUCUGAUGAUUAUGAAACUUGGAUACCGCACUCAUCUAAUGAAGGUGGUAAAGACGGUUGUUUACUUGGUGUUCGUGAACAAUUCAAACGAUUGAAAAAAGAUUCUCUUUGUGCAAAUGAAUAUGAAAUGGAAACGCGUGUACAAGUGGAAUUUUGUCCAUGCACUCAAAGUGAUUAUGAGUGUACAUCCUCAACUGAUGAAAACUUUACGGAACUUAAUGUUAAACUGUGUCAUAAUGAAACUGAAUACUAA
Messenger RNA from Schistosoma intercalatum, 3017 nucleotides. The record is from the annotation of a GenBank genome assembly. NCBI's taxonomy places the organism in Eukaryota, Metazoa, Platyhelminthes, Trematoda, Strigeidida, Schistosomatidae.